Molecule: messenger RNA, 1653 nt
Organism: Condylostylus longicornis
Lineage: Eukaryota; Metazoa; Arthropoda; Insecta; Diptera; Dolichopodidae
Product: alkaline phosphatase-like
Exons: 3
Coding region: 1-1653 (550 amino acids)
Biological process (GO): dephosphorylation
Molecular function (GO): alkaline phosphatase activity
Source: RefSeq, a predicted model, not a curated record
AUGGCAACCAAAGUACAAGGUUUAGUUAAUUCUCUUUUAGUUCAAUCUUGUCCAAAACUGAAUGUUUUUGUAAAAUAUGCGUUGGUUGAAUUAACUACACUAUCACCUAAAGGUAUUCCAGCUAUUCGACAUGAUGUAAAGCCACAAAUGGGUAAAUCAAAUAUACCAGAUUUUAUAAAAAAUUUAGUUGAGAAAAGACCACGAGGUUCAAUAGCUGAAGAAAAUCCACUAUAUUGGACAAAUCAUUCACAAAAUGAAAUACGGAAACUUCUUAAAAACAAGUCGCUACCAAUAAGAGCAAAAAAUAUUAUAUUGUUUGUUGGUGAUGGAAUGUCUCUUCCAACUGUUACUGCUGCCAGAAUAUAUAAGGAACAAAAAAAUGGUAAAACCGGUGAAUCCAGUUCAUUAAGUUUUGAUAACUUUCAGCAUACCGGAAUCACUAAAACAUAUUGUGUUGAUUCUAUGGUAGCUGAUAGUGCUUGCACUGCUACUGCUUACUUAUGUGGGGUUAAAACAAAUUUUUUUGCAUUAGGCGUAAAUGGUAAAACAAAUAUCCUUAACUGUUCGUCUGCAAUGGAUCCUGCUAAUCAAGUUGAUUCUAUUGUAUCGUGGGCACAAGAAGCUGGAAAAUGUACUGGCAUCGUUACUACCACAACAGUGACACAUGCAUCUCCAGGUGGAGCAUAUGCAAAAAUUGCUAAUCGUUUUUAUGAAUCCGACUUAGAAGUUAAAUUAUUUGAAGAAGAUCCAAAAACUUGUCAAGAUAUUGCAAGCCAACUAAUAGAAAAUCAGCCAGGACGUGAUAUAAAUGUCAUAAUGGGAGGUGGACGCACAAAUUUUCUACCAAAUACUGAUAUUGAUUCAAUAAGUGGCAAACCUGGAAAACGUUUGGAUGGAAAAAAUUUGAUUGAAAAAUGGAAAAAAAAUAAUCCAAAUCAGGCAUAUGUUACGAAUAGAGACGAAUUACUAAAUAUUGACUUAAGAAAAACAUCGAAAAUUCUUGGACUUUUCCAACCACAACAUCUUGAUUUUAACUUAAACAGGGAUAAUAAAAUUCAACCAAGUCUAGAAGAGAUGACAGAAUCAGCUAUCAAACUUUUGAGUAAAAACCCAAAAGGAUAUUUUCUUUUUGUAGAAGGAGGUCGUAUUGAUCAUGCUCAUCAUUUAACGCAAACUCAUAUGGCUAUUGAUGAAACAAUACAAUUUGAAAAAGCAAUAAAAAAAGCUAGAGAUAUGACAAACCCUCUCAAUACUCUUAUUGUCGUUACAUCAGAUCACAGCCAUACCAUGUCUAUAUCUGGAUACCCAAAACGUAAUAAUGAUAUUUUAGGCGUAAAUGAAGGUGAUUUAGCCAGUGAUGGUGUUUCAUAUUUCAUUCUUAAUUAUGCUAAUGGCCCCGAAAAUUAUUUAAAUAAUGGAAAAAGAUAUAAUAUAUCUGAUGACCUGAUUAAAGAUCCUGGAUUUCUUUAUCCAAGUUAUGUACCAAUGGAAGCUGAAACACAUGGAGGAGAUGAUGUUGCUGUAUUUGCUGACGGACCAUACUCACAUUUUUUUUCCGGAGUUUACGAACAAAAUGAUAUUCCGCAUAAAUUAGCAUUUGCAUCAUGUAUUGGACGUGGUAUAACACAUUGUAGACGAUAUCCUUUAAAAUAA